GUAAAAUCGAACAAAUCCUUUGACAAUGACAAUGGACAGAUAUCGCUACCCAAGACUUUUGUUACUCGUAAAGGAGCGCUGUUGUUAUUUACACCAUCGGAAGAACUCUUGACUGUUGAAAAAGAACAAAAACCUGUUGAUGUUUAUGAGGAUGGAUUAACGUUAGGAACGAUAGGGAAUCUKGCAAACUCAGUUCUUCAAUUUGGAAAGAAGGAAGAGCAAGCCUGGGAAGGAAUCCCUAGCACACCACCACCUGAYAAUGACAAUCAACGAAACAGUCCGUCCGUCAUUAAUGACAGGAAAGCUUUCUUACGCUUCCUUCACUAUCUGGACUCCGAGUCCCUCACAGCUGACAARCACGCACAGCCGGGGUGUGACCCUGACUUCUACCUUGAUGAACUUAGRACUUCCUCACGGGUUGUGAGUUCAAGACGUAGAUCUAAAGAUGUACAGACGCCGUAUUCAUGUCGAACGUACUCGAGCUUUCUGGAGGACGAUGACAUGUCUGAUAUUGUGCGUCAAUACAUUAAAUGGAGCAAACUUGAAAAACAGUUGCAGCAAGAACAAAUGGCCACGGACGAGGAUAUCCAAGAAAAUCCAGAUUWCGACAGAUACAUUCAUUCUACUUCGCCUUCACAGCCCAGUUAUACACUGAGAUCGCAGUCAGUACCUCACCAGUACUUUCACACAUACGACGACACACUUCGACCCAGUACCGCUCCUUUGCCACCUGCCCCUGAAACACCGCGGGCCAACCCGAGGAUUACAAGUGGAAAACGCCCUCCUCCAACUCGAGCGCUGGGUAGUAAGCCUGAUAACCUUGAUGGCAUUCUACGAGCUGACAUAAAUCCAGGACGUARCAUACGAAGAGGACCAAGCCCGCGUUUAAAGUUCAGCAGAAAUACGUCACCAACGUUUUAUGCGCCGUCAUCACGUGGUGGAUCCCCUGAACAUGGGUUAAUGCCUCGAUUCGAAACACCAGGGGCAAUGUCUGAAGGGUGGAGUCGCGCCGAUGAUAUCAUACAAGAGGUGGAAGAAACGGAAGGGCCUACCACACGACCCGUGAGUGCUGCCUCGUAUGGAAGUGUUCAUUCAUCACCCAAGAUGAUGAACCGUCCUUCCAGUAAAAGGGAAUCGAGUGCUGCAAAUUCAAAAGGUCUAGAGAGUGAGAGCACAAAUAAGAUGACAUCSGCCAGUCGAAGCGCUAGUAUGUCAAGUGUGUCAUACCAGAAGGGCUCGCGAAGUCUGUCGGGAAAAUCGCGUGCCCUAACUCUUAACCAAUCAAGAAACUCUCUUGAGUUCCAUGACGAAAUGAACCCCGACGUUUCGGAUCACAUGACGUCAUACUCAAAGGAUGAUUCAUGUGUACUUUGUGCGCAUCCGCCAUCGAGUAUUCCGCACUUGAGCCCACGAAGCAUGUCAGCGCCGAGAGAAACACGAACUGUUGGGUAUGCUACAAGCUCAGUUUCUGUGACAGUGAGCCAGGAUCGCGUUAGCUCAUCGCCGCGCGGCGUUGUCCCGCAAAGCCGACUAUCGCACACUUCAAGUGCCUCCUCGAAGAGACGCUAUUCCCAUCCGGAUCCACAACCAAGUGAUGGUAUACCACGUGCAAAGUCACGUGGCUCAAACCGUUCUAGAAUGAGYUCACAUCCUGAUAAUAGUCCUUCUGUAUCACCAUGGCCACAAAAUGAAAUGUCAAGCGGACCAGGGAAAGUAUCCAGAGCAAGUUCUAARAUGUCAAGACGGACAGAUGCGAUGGGUGACCUCGGAAGUCGUGCAAUCGCUUUGAGAAGCCGGUCAGCUUCYACUACAGCAACAAAAGUCCCCGCUAAGGGAAGGUCAKGUCAAUCGAGACCCGUCAGUGCACCGAUCUCCAUAAACUGUGAUGAUGCAAAUGCUUCCUUGGCRACGCUUGGCAGCGAGGCAAACAUGGCUGAUGUUAUAGAGGUUAUGCCUCGUAGCCAUGUCUACGUUGAUGACGUUAGUGAUGAAGAGAGGAGCUUGGACUCUCCCGAUGAAGCCUGGCCGGUGAAUGCUGAUGGAGAACUUGAGAUCAGUGAAGAUGAGAUGAGUGGAUUUGGAAGUGAGGCAGAAGAGGUGAACUUGGAUCUACCCUCUUCUCCUGCUCUUACAGCAUCUGGAUUUUUUCAACUUGAAUCCUCUUGGAGUCCUGUACCAGCUGUUGAAAAGACUGAAGGGCUUCAGUCCCCUGAUAACCUCGCCUUAAAACAACCGUCAGAGACUGGAGCUACUGGGUUUCAGUCCCGCUCACCUUCACCAACACCAAAACAUCGCACACCAGCUCUCAUUUCUAAUGAAAAUGACACAGAUUCCAUAGCAUCACUCGAAAAAGAAGAGCAAUGGCCACCAGAAAGAUCACAAGUCUUUUCACCAACUCCUGUUCCAGCAACUCCAAUACCUACCGUCACUCUAAACGAGGAACCGACUGAGGACAUUGCCGACACUCUUAGACCGACAACCCCUGCUAUGUACCAAGAAACCAUAGAAAUUGAGAAAUCUCGUCCCAGUUCUCCAACUACUGACCUCGAACGACAUCAGCCAGUCUCAGUGUCGGAGUCUGUGAUCAAGUAUUUGGAGACGUCGCACGAGCCUGCCGAGCGCCCGCGCAGCGGUAGAGCCCUAAAAUCCCCAGAUCUAGUCGAGAAACAAGAAUCAGUUUCGGAAGAGAAAUCUAUUGAUGAAGAAUCACCAAUCGUUGAGGUUUUGACUGAGCAAAAGAUUGAAAACACUAAAACAGACACRAAGGAAAGCUCAGUUAUUGYUUCSMAUAAAAAAGAUAAACCACAUAGUGCAGGUAAAGAAAAACUUACAAUUGGGAUUGAUAUCACCAAGGAAACACCAAAACAAAAACAACAGGAUUCUACAAUACAGGAAACUGAAGCCCGCCGAGAUUAUGUCAGUAGUCUCCUUAUCAAAUCCAAUCCCACAGUGGAACGCGGACGUCUUGAGCUGGAAGGGAUUGGGAAAGAAGGCGAGGAGUUUGUUAGCUUAACUUCCCCAGUCUCGACUGCGCCUSCGCAAUCUUCAGUUUAUGAGUCGCCUAAAAAAGAUGUGGUUCAAUCUACCAAGACAGCGGAACCAGCCAAGAAUGACUUAUCUGAUUUAGCUGCCCUUAUCAAUCGAAAUAAAUCAGCCAAAGCAACRAAAGAAAAGAAGGAAGCUAAAAAGAAACCAAAGCCGCCAAAGUCUUCAAAGAAAGAGAUCAAAGUCGACCCACAAAACAUUGAYUUUGAUGCUUUCAACACACCAGAGAUGUUAGCCCACAUGGACGAUGAUUUGAAAGAAUUGUUACAGCAACAAAACGCUGUUGGGGCACCUGACGGGACUGUAGACAAUAAAACGAUUGGUACUACUCAAAAUGUCGAGGUGCCACAAGUUGCUGCAAAAGUUUCCCCUGAGAAGAAAAAUGCUCACACACCGUCUAAACCAAAGAAGCCUUCAAAACAAGAGCUUGCAAAAAAACGUGCCGAGGAAAGAAAAGCAGAGAAAAAGAGAAAAGAAGAAGAAAAGAAAAGAAAGGAAGAAGAGAAACAACGAAGAGAAGAAGAGCUGCGUUUAUUGAAGGAAAAAGAAGAAGAGCAAGCUGAGGCGAAACGKGAAGCCGAGAUGAAACAGAAAGCAAUUGAAGAAGAAAGAACAAAACGUCUUGCUGAAGAAGAAGAGGCACGUCGCGAGGAAGAAGAAGCCAUGGAAAAGCUUAAAGAAGCCAAAAAGAAGGCACGCGAAGAACGAGAACAGCGCAGAGCCGCAGAGGCUGAAAGACGCAAACUAGAAGUGCAGCGAAAACGAGAAGAAAAGAAGAAGAAGGAAGAGGAAAUGAGAGAGAAAGAAAAAGAAAUGGAACAAAUGAAAUUCGACCAAGAAAAGCGAAGACAGGAACUCAUGGACGCCAAAAAGCGUCAGGAGGAGCUCGACCGCCUCGAAGAGGAAAGGCGRCAGGAAGAGGAACGACUACGUUUGUUAGAGGAAGAAGAAGAACAAAGAAGACUCGAAGAAGAGCAAAUACGAGAAGCCGAAGAAGAACUUCGACGACUACAAGAAGAACGAGAAUACAAAGAACAGAUGAGGCGAAUAGCUGAAGCAAGGGAGAAGAAAUUGAAGGAGGAAGAAGACGAAAGACUCCGUCAGGAGGAAGAAGAGCGACGUAAGCUCGAGGAAGAGCGACGUAAAAUCCARCAACAAGAAGAUGAGAAAGUCGAACAAGAAAAGAGACGCAUUGAUAUCGCWAGACGAUUGGAAGCUGUAGCACGCAUGCGUCUCGCCCACGAGGCCGCUAGACGUAAAACAAUGCUACUAAAACGACGAGAGSAGAAUCUGGACAGAAUUCAACACUUACGUAGCGUACGACAAGAACAAGGCUUAACGAGAUCGCGGGUCUUUAGUUAUUACAUACGAAUACCACGGCAGGUAUGGGAGGUACCCAUUGGAUACAAUAAGCAGAAGAAGGGUUUUAGAGCCGUAAAGAAAAAACCUCCGCCAAAGACGUAACGCACGUUUUACGUGGAAUCAUAGUUAGCGCAAGGAUGCAAUACGUAAUCAAUACGGAAUAUAUUGUAUCAAUACGGAAUAUAUUGUAUAAAAAAAAAAACACCCUAAAAAGUUCAAUCACCACGUGAGGGCUUACGUGAUGUAACCGCGUAACUCUCAAAUUCUAUAGAACCAUUCACAAUACAUUUGUGAUGUUGAGCAAAUGAACCCGUGAAAACUAGAAAAAGAAAAUACUUGUUUUUUGUUCUUCAAAAAGAUUUUAUUUGUGUAUGGUUCAAAUAUGGGAGAGGAGGAAGAUGGAGUUAGUCCAAUCGAUAUAGAACUACUUAAAGUAGUACUUUGCAAUGAGGUAAAUUAGGAACCAGAUGUUUAUUCGGAAAAAAGAACAAAUCAGUGUCAAAUGUAAUAUUUUGUUAUCAAACCAAAUGUAAAUUUCMAAAUUAGUAAAAAUUGUAGUAGAAAAUAGUUUUGGUUGCAGAUGUAUAUACAGAAAUAAGGGAACUUGUAUUGAAUUUUGUAAAUUAGGUAGAUAUUUUUGAUAUUGAAUUAGAAUGAACGGUC
Molecule: messenger RNA, 5070 nt
Organism: Exaiptasia diaphana
Lineage: Eukaryota; Metazoa; Cnidaria; Anthozoa; Actiniaria; Aiptasiidae
Product: calponin homology domain-containing protein DDB_G0272472
Source: RefSeq, a predicted model, not a curated record